Molecule: messenger RNA, 2525 nt
Organism: Telopea speciosissima
Lineage: Eukaryota; Viridiplantae; Streptophyta; Magnoliopsida; Proteales; Proteaceae
Product: homeobox-leucine zipper protein ANTHOCYANINLESS 2-like
Exons: 9
Coding region: 87-2519 (810 amino acids)
Biological process (GO): regulation of DNA-templated transcription
Molecular function (GO): lipid binding; DNA-binding transcription factor activity, RNA polymerase II-specific; DNA binding
Source: RefSeq, a predicted model, not a curated record
GAGAUUAUGUUUACAUGAAGGAGAAGUAUCUGACGAGAAAACCCAGAGAAAAUAAAUUAGAGAACUAAGGAGAAAUUUUUUUUUUAAUGAAUUUUGGGGGUUUUUUUGAGAGUAGUUCUGGUGUUGGUGGUGCAAGAGUCGUGGCCGAUAUACCUUACAGCAACAUGCCUGCAGGUGUGAUCGCUCAGCCACGCCUCGUCGCUCCGUCUCUGGCCAAAUCUAUGUUUACUUCACCAGGCCUCUCUCUCGCUCUUCAAACAAGCAUGGAGGGGCAAGGCGACGGAAAUAGGAUUGGAGAAAAUAUAGAUUCUGCUGCAAUAGCGGGGAGGACUAGUAAGGAAGAUGGGUAUGAAAGCAGAUCUGGAAGUGAUAACAUGGAUGGUGCAUCUGGUGAUGAUCAGGAAGCCGACCACCCACCGAGGAAGAAGAGAUACCAUCGACACACUCCACAGCAAAUCCAAGAGCUCGAAUCUCUUUUCAAGGACUGCCCACAUCCAGAUGAGAAGCAAAGGCUGGAACUCAGCAGGAGGCUUUCCUUAGAAACCAGACAAGUCAAGUUCUGGUUUCAGAACCGCCGUACUCAGAUGAAGACGCAACUCGAACGCCAUGAAAACUCAAUACUGAGACAAGAGAACGAUAAGCUACGAGCUGAGAACUUGACAAUUAGGGAUGUGAUGAGGAAUCCAAUCUGCAACAACUGCGGUGGCCCAGCAAUGCUAGGCGAGAUCUCUUUACAAGAGCAACACCUUAGGAUUGAGAAUGCUCGCCUGAAAGAUGAGCUUGAUCGAGUGUGUGCCCUUGCUGGGAAGUUCUUGGGCAGGCCAAUCUCUCCCAUGCCCAACUCCAGCUUGGAACUUGGUGUCGGAAACAAUGGGUUUGGUGGGUUUAACACCACGGCAGUAACUUUGCCUUUGGUCUCUGAUUUUGGUGGUGGUGGUGGGGUUUCAGUUUCUGGUGGCUUAGCUGUUAUGCCUUCCCCUAGAACUACAUCUGCUGGCACAAACCUUGAGAGAUCUAUGUUGCUUGAGCUUGCUUUAUCUGCCAUGGACGAAUUGGUUAAGUUGGCUCAUACGAAUGAACCUCUAUGGAUCCCUAGCUUUGAUGGUGGGAGGGAGACAUUGAACCAUGAUGAGUAUAUCCGGGUUUUCCCUUCCACCAUUGAAAUGAAACCCAAUGGGUUCAUCACUGAGGCCUCAAGGGAGACUGGUAUGGUUAUCAUCAAUAGUUUGGCGCUUGUUGAGACUCUAAUGGAUGCGAAUCGUUGGGCUGAAAUGUUUCCUGGUCUGAUCGCGCGAGCUUCAACCAUGGAUGUGAUAUCGAAUGGAAUGGGGGGAACCAGAAAUGGUGCACUUCAGUUGAUGCAUGCAGAGCUCCAAGUUCUUUCACCACUGGUCCCAAUUCGAGAGGUCAAUUUCCUGAGGUUCUGCAAGCAGCACGCAGAGGGGGUUUGGGCGGUGGUCGAUGUGUCUGUAGACACCUUCCGAGAAGGUUCAACUGCUCCACCUUUUGUGAACUGCCGGAGGUUUCCGUCUGGCUGUGUGGUUCAAGAUAUGCCCAAUGGCUACUCUAAGGUAACAUGGGUGGAACAUGCGGUGUACGAUGAGGGGGCGGUGCACCAGCUUUACCGUCCUUUGUUGAGCUCCGGCAUGGGCUUCGGUGCUUAUAGAUGGGUGGCUACCUUACAGAGGCAAUGUCAAUGCCUGGCUAUCAUCAUGUCUUCCAGUGUCCCCACUAGAGAUCACACUGGGAUAACCUCAAGUGGUAGGAGAAGCAUGUUGAAGCUGGCGCAGCGAAUGACGGAGAACUUUUGUUCUGGGGUGUGUCCGUCUGCGGUGCACAAAUGGAACAAACUGCCUACCGCCAAUGUCGACGAGGAUGUGAGGGUGAUGACUCGCAAGAGCGUGGACGAGCCCGGUGAGCCACCAGGUGUGGUGUUGAGUGCUGCCACCUCCGUCUGGCUCCCCGUCUCUCCGCUGCGCCUCUUCGAUUUUCUCAGAGACGAGAAUCUCAGGAGCGAGUGGGACAUACUCUCUAACGGUGGGCCCAUGCAGGAGAUGGCCCAUAUUGCCAAGGGCCAGGAUCAAGGCAAUUGCGUCUCCCUUCUCCGAGCUAGUACAAUGAACGCGAACCAGACAAGCAUGCUCAUACUACUCCAGGAGACUUGCAUCGAUGCCUCAGGCUCUCUGAUUGUGUAUGCACCGGUGGAUAUUCCAGCAAUGCAUCUUGUGAUGAACGGUGGUGAUUCUGCUUACGUGGCACUCCUGCCCUCCGGUUUUGCUAUAGUCCCCGAUGGUCCGGGUACUCGUGGACCCACCACCCCUCAUGGUGGUUCCGGUGGAGAUGGCAAUAGCAGCAACUUUGGAAAAAUAGCAAGUGGUUCCCUACUUACUGUGGCGUUUCAGAUACUCGUUAAUAAUCUCCCGACGGCGAAGCUUACGGUGGAAUCUGUUGAGACAGUUAAUAAUCUCAUCUCUUGCACCGUUCAGAAAAUCAAAGCUGCCCUUCACUGCCAAAACUAGGCCAGG